Perkinsus marinus ATCC 50983 is the source of this 666-nucleotide messenger RNA. RefSeq lists its product as hypothetical. The record is from RefSeq and is a predicted model, not a curated record. NCBI's taxonomy places the organism in Eukaryota, Perkinsozoa, Perkinsida, Perkinsidae. Bases 1 to 666 code for a protein of 221 amino acids. The transcript has 7 exons.
AUGGCGGGGGUCGCCUUGGCGCAGCUGAAGGCUAGAGUUAAGGCGGCCACUCUGCAUCCAGCACUUCGUUUUGGUCUGUUGUCCGCGGAGUAUUCUCGUCGUAUGCGGAAUAAGGCGAUUUCUGCGAGAAAGUUGGUACUUUCUAUGAGAGAGGCUUUAACACGUCUGCGGAACUGGAUUGAGUUUGCCAGGAUAUUCCGUCUGGACGCCCAGUCGGCCUCUCUUCUUCUAGUUCCCAGUCAUAAUCUCACCACGGGUAUGCACGGUGAUGGUAACAAGAGUCUGGAGUUCACAGCCGACACUAUGAUGGAGUUCGUCAGGACCAAUCACGAGUUUUAUGGUAGCGCGUGUGUAACGACAUUGGAUCCGGAUAAGGCCUCGCGCGACUGCCGCAAAUCCACCGUAACGCUGACUGUACCGGGUAACGGUGCUACUCGGAAGAACGUCCCGAGCCGCGUUAGCAGUAGGAAUUCUUCGCGGAGGAGCAGCGAUGAGCACAAGAAGCUCCCCCCGCAGGGAUCGGUCACCAAUUUGAAGAUCUUUGCCGGUGAGAUACAGCGGGGCCCUGGGGAGAUGGAGGGCGUCCGAGAAAGUUGUGGACAUGUGGUAUGUCUCGGUAGAGAUGCUCUUCUCGAACGACCUGCAAGAGGGCGAAUAGCUGGCUGA